Messenger RNA from Miscanthus lutarioriparius, 1188 nucleotides. The record is from the annotation of a GenBank genome assembly. Lineage: Eukaryota; Viridiplantae; Streptophyta; Magnoliopsida; Poales; Poaceae.
AUGGCUCGGUUCAAGAAGGUGAUUGACCAAGCAAAAGUAUUCACCAUAUUUGUCUAUGGGCACACUAGAACAUUGGAGUGCUUGAGAUACUUCACAGAGGGAAAAGAGAUAAUAAGUCCAGGAGUGACUAGGUUUGCUUCAACCUUUCUCACUUUGAACAGCAUACAAGAGAAGAAGGACCAGUUAAGAAAGAUGGUGGUUCAUAUUAGGUGGGACUCAUUGAAGGAUGUGAAAUCAAAGAAAGGAAAAGAUGCCACAGCAAUUAUAUUGAAUCCAACCUUUUGGAAGGAUGUCAAGCUAACAUUGACUGUUUUUGAGCCAUUGGUCAAAGUUCUCCGUUUGGUUGAUGGGGAUGUGAAGCCAUCCAUGGGUUUCAUUUAUGGAGAACUACUAAAAGCAAAGAGAGAGAUCAAAGAGGCCUUCGGCAAUAAUGAGUCCCGGUUCAAGGAGGUAAUUGCUGUUAUUGGUAAGAAGAUGAAAGAAAGACUUGAUUCUCCAUUGCAUUUGAUAGCUUAUUUGCUGAAUCCACACUAUAGUUAUAGUAACCCAUCAAUCUUUGAUGAGCCCACAAUAACAGAAGGAUUUAUCAGUUGUGUGGAGACUUUUUAUUAUCAUGAUGAGAAUAAGCAACAUCAGGCUGCCAACAUUGACCUGAAAAAGUUUCAGAAUAGAGAAGGACCAUUUAACAAGAAGUUUGCAAGGACUUUUGAAAACUUUGAUUACAACCCAGCAUCAUGGUGGCGGCUGCAUGGAACUGAAAUACCAGCUUUACAGAAGAUGGCUACAAGGAUCCUAUCUUUGACAUCAAGCUCUUCUAGUUGUGAAAGAAGUUGGAGCGGGUUUGAAGGGGUACACACUAAGAAGAGAAAUAGGCUUACUACAGUCCACCUGAAUAAAUUGGUCUAUAUUCAAUUCAACUCCGAGCUGAUUAAUGAUAAAGAAAAUAUCAAGUCAAAGAAGAUCAGUGAUGUUCUCUUGUCUAAUGAUACAACUGAAGCUCAAGGUUUUCUUCGUGAGAAUGAAAAUGAUUGUGCAUUAGUUGUCUAUAGAGAUGAGAUGGAAGGUAUAGGGAUACCUUGGUCUGUUAUUGGAGAUGCCGUGGGAGUAGAAGAACAACUUGAGCUACGUAGAAGUGCAAGAGUGAGACAGCUUUAUGAAGGAGAAGAAUUUGACUCCGAAGAAGAAUAG